Molecule: messenger RNA, 546 nt
Organism: Colletotrichum lupini
Lineage: Eukaryota; Fungi; Ascomycota; Sordariomycetes; Glomerellales; Glomerellaceae
Exons: 5
Coding region: 1-546 (181 amino acids)
Source: RefSeq, a predicted model, not a curated record
AUGGCAGGUCAGUCGGCUUGCUGGAUGUUGAGAAAGAGACCGUUGAUAGCCCCUAAGAUGGCCUGGACUCGCGGUCGUAUUGGAGUCCCAUCUCGAUACCUGGAGAUGCAUAUCUACCCAAAGUCCCCUCCUUCUGAGCCUCUUCGUUCUUUCAUCGGUUCACCUUUCUCUAUCCAUUACAUAUCCUCAUACUCUCCAACACAAACCAAACGAGUUACAAUGAAUACACCGCCUACGCCACUACCUGACUCACCUAACUCAACCAUCUUCCCCCUCGCCUUCACCCCCCUUCUCGUUCUACCCACCUUCUCGCCUCUCACUUCUCAAGCCCUAUCACGCCAUCAUCACUCUCUCCGAAGUCCCAAGCUACUUUUACCCGCGCAAAACUCACAUCAUACCUCAUUAUCGGCGCCAGCUCGAUGGCGAUUGAUGAGCGGCCGCUGCCUGAACCGCGCAACGAGAAUCACAGUGAAUAUCACUGAGAAGGCCUUUUCGGACGUCGUAGCGUUUCUUGUUGUUAACAUUGUGAUAUUAUUGCGAGUUUGA